This is a messenger RNA of Acanthocheilonema viteae, 324 nucleotides long. NCBI's taxonomy places the organism in Eukaryota, Metazoa, Nematoda, Chromadorea, Rhabditida, Onchocercidae. The record is from the annotation of a GenBank genome assembly.
AUGAGCCUUGCACCAUUCUUUGAUAAAGCUCCAUCAAUAAUUAAUAAGCCUGAUGGUAGUGUAUUAUUCGAAUGUAUGUGUAAUGCUAAUCCCGAACCAACGAUACAAUGGUUUUUUAAGGAUAAAGAAUUAAGCGGUGAUCGAUAUACGAUGAAAACAAAAAAAAUGGUUGGUAAAUGGACAUGCACAAUGACAAUGAAGAAUCCAACAUUGCAAGAUCAAGGAGUGUAUAAAGUUGUAGCGACGAAUAAGAAUGGCACGCAUUCGGUGGAGCAACAUUAUGUCCUGUCCUGUACUGCUAAUGAAGUCUUCAAAACACAGUAA